UGAUUGAGCCAAAGCUUGCAUGAUAUAUUCAUAUAAAUUUAGUUUGGCAUCUUCGCUCCAUGUUUGGACUUAUUUUAUUUUAUUUUAUUUCAUUUUGUUCACCCUGUUGUUUCUUUAACUCGAUAAAUUGUGUUUAGUUACUUGCAUGAGUAGUAGUUCCAUCCUUUGAGAACAUUUGGUUUAGUGCCUUGUGUAUUUUACAAUUUGCAUUCCAUUCGUGAUUUGAUAUCAAUACUUGUAUAGAACUGAACUACCUACCUACUCAAGUAGCUGUUCCCUGAGUGAGUUAGAGCUGCAGUCACAUCAACUGAAUGAUUUGCAAUAAAACGAUGAAGAUAUUUACAAUCCUUUCCUUAUGUCUAUAUUUCUCAUCAACUAUAAUGUGGGCUGAAGGUUCUGAAUCAGCAACUCCUGCUCCAAGUUUACCAUAUGAGUCAUCUAGUUUUCAACAGAUGAGAACUAAGGGAAUGAUAUAUGUCGACAAAACCAUGUUCAUAGAAAGAAUACUGGAUUUAGACGAGCCACCAUACAUUUUACUCACCCGUCCCAGCCUAUUUGGAAAAUCUACAUUUGUAGAGAUGUUAUACCACUUUUUUUCCGCACAUAGACACCUUUUUAAUGACACGUACAUCGCCAAACGAUUUCCCCAAGAAUGGACGAAAUAUCCUGUUAUCAACAUGCAUUUCUGUUUUGCAACAUCUAUCAUUAGUAUCGCUGGUAUCGAUAAGUAUGAAAAGGAGCUCGAAAUUAACUUAUGGAACAUUGGAAAAACAUAUGGACUCGACUAUGCAUCAAGUUAUCGCAUUGACUUCCUCAUCAAAAAUCUGAAAGCUAAAUACGGACAACCCGUUGUCAUACUGAUUGACGCAUACGACUCGUUGUUUAAAAGAGUUUACAGAAAACAUGUUGAUUUGAUUGACAAGUUUAAAGCAACUGCUUGCAAAUUCUACCAUAUGUUGAAACAGCAACGUAAUAAUAUUAAAUUGGUAUUCAUGACAGGAAUUUCUAGACUAUUCUUAUCCGACUUCGAAUGUGGCGUGAGCCAACAGAGUAAUAUCUACGACGCAACUUUCAGCAAGAACUUCUCCAGUGCUACAGGAUUCACACUGGAAGAAAUAGAAUCAAAUUUUAAGCCAUACUUGCAGCGUUUGGCCGAUCAUUAUGGAGUGAGUGUGCUGGAAAUCACUGAAAAUCUUAUCGAGUCGUACAGUGGGUAUAGAUUUAGUCUGAAAGAUGAUAAAACAAAAGUCUUCAAUCCUAUUUCCGUAAUCGCCUGCUUCAGAAAUAUGAAAAUUGGCAAUUUUUGGGAAGAGUCGACCUACACUGAGGAUAUACUCCAAAUGAUGAAAAAUAAGUCUAAAAACACUGCAGAAGAAUUAUACUAUUAUAGUGUAGGUGUUCAAGAAGUGCGUGGGAUGUACAAUGACGAAUUCGGGCCUGAGGUUCCAUCAUCAUCUUUAUUAUAUAAUCACGGGUAUCUGACUAUCAAAAGAUACAAUGAAAAAUCAAAAACUGUAAUACUCGCAUACCCGAAUAUUCAAAUUGAAAAUUCAAUUUUGGAAAAACUAAUGGGCAAGUCCUACGAACCAAUGUGUGACCAUGGGAUGAAUAUCAGUAUCCGCGAACACGAUAUCGAGAGUUUUAUUGAUUUUCUGAACAAAUCCGCAUUUAGGAAGUACAAGUUGCUCCAAAUAGAUAAAAUAGACGAAUCAGUCGCCACUAAGCACAUCCUGGACACAUUAGUAAGCAACAAAUUGGGUGCAAUCUAUUCCACGAAGAUCAUAGACGGACAAGAUGGCCAGACGGUGGGUGAUAUAGACAUUCACUUACAGAAUGAAGAAUCUUCUGAAUAUCUCCCAGCAGAUAUGGCACUUAUUAUCGAAGUAAAAUGUGGGCACAGUGCUGUCGCGGGUAUGAUACAACUGUUUACAUAUGCAGUGAAAAAUCCUAAAUCUUUUCGGCAAAAAAUCAACAACGUUUUGAAAAAAGAUGGUCCAACUUAUUCCUAUUUAUUGGCGAUAAACAUCGGCUCAAGAGAAGGACUGCACCCGGAAAUACAAGAGUGGAUUGCCGUUCCAUAUCGAGAUGGAAAAAUUUUCGCUGAUGAAAUGGUAGCUAAACUUGAUAAGGAUAAAGAUGUAUCGGAGGAACUCGGAACUAGUUGGAAAGACGAGAUACGUAGCUGGAACAACAAGGGACUUACAAUGGAUACAGAAAUCCUAGUCUGGAGUUAUCUCACCUCACACAGAAAAAUUUUUUUUAACGGUAAAAAAAACAAGACUUUGAUACCUACCUGAUUUUUAGCAAAAAAGUGAUACUUUUUGGCAACUUUUGACAAAAAAGAGAAACUUUGGUAAUUUUUGAAAAAUUAAAAAGGUAAAAACCCACUUUGACAAAAAGUAGACAUUUUUGAGAAUUAUUGACAAAAAAUUAUGUUUUUUCAAAAUUUAUGUCGAAAAAGCAAGUUUUUUCCCUACUUCAUAAUAUGGUAGGAAAAAAAACUGAAACUGCCAAUUCUUGGGCAAUCUAUGCUUUAAAAAAAGCGAUGAGACUUCGCUUUUUUUUGCCAAAAACUGCGAAACUUUAUUUUAAUAUUUUUUAAAUUUUGGUUAGCUACUUUUCAUGAACUCGGCUCAGGCUUGAAAUUAAUUAUUUUGGUAGAGAAGUACAUACACAAAAAUUCGCGCAAACGUAAUUUUUUGUCAAAUCUAUAAUACUUACAUCACUCUCGCUGCAUAUGUACUAAGUAAUUUUUUUUUUUUUUUUUUUGAAAAACUCGUAAAAAUCAUUUUCUAACUUUUAUUUUGUGUUUAAAUGUAGGACCACAAACACAGAUUCACUUAUAACAAAACUUAAGUAUUAAUUAUUUCAUUUUUUUAGAAUUUUUUUAUGCCUACAAACACAUAAUAAUCUCAUCCUCCUUUCUUUUCAAAAUUAAUCCAUCAUCAAUCAAUUUCAGCAUUUUCAUCAUUUUGGUCUACAGUUGUAAUUCUUUAAGAAUUUCAUUUUGUCUUCAUCUUUGUCUUAAUUCGAAUAAUACAUACCUAAUAAGAUGUUAGUUUAAUUCGAAUUACUAAAUUUUACAACAUUAUCGAUUCAACUAUUUAGAAGUUGAAGAUAAAAACUUCGAUUCGUAAUUUUGAUGUAUUAAUUUAUUAAAAAUUUGUCAUGAAAGCUUACCCCAGAGAUCGAAAUAUCUCUGAAAUUCGUCACUUAAUUUUUACUGAGAAAAAAUAAACGAACAUUCCGGACAAUAUUUUAUUCGUUGUUUAAAAUUAGAAUUUUUUAAUUAGGUACAGGAUGUUUGUAAAGUUUUCCAUCCGUUUCUAUUCGUUUUGUUAGGAUUCUAAUAUUUUCCUCCCCUUGUCGUAUUAUCGCAAGUUUUUUAUUUUACAAUUCUU
Messenger RNA from Planococcus citri (citrus mealybug), 3401 nucleotides. RefSeq lists its product as uncharacterized. The record is from RefSeq and is a predicted model, not a curated record. Lineage: Eukaryota; Metazoa; Arthropoda; Insecta; Hemiptera; Pseudococcidae. The transcript has 2 exons. The coding region runs from base 312 to 2297 and encodes 661 amino acids.